AUGCCAUGGUUAGCGUACGAACUUAAAUCGCUACCAAAACCUGAGAAAAUUGGAGACCAAAUAUCAACAUUGACAAUUCAGCCAACAUCGAAAUACCUCGUGUCAGAGCCAUCGUUCGAUGAAUAUUUUCUCGCUGGACAGGACUACAUCAACAGCUGCAAGCUCAUCGGACCAGACAUGGCAUGUCCGCCUGACCUUCCGUCUAAAACAACUAAGUUGGAGAAUGAGGUAGAUUGCGAAAUGAAAUUGUUAAUGGAUCCAAAAACUGAAAAUCUACGGGAAUGUAAUAUAAGAAUUAUCCAAAAAUGCAAGCUGACUUGGAUAAAAAUGAACGAGAAAAACACCUGGGCAUAUUCAACAUGCAAACAAGAAACUAUUCAAUGGAGAUGUCCAGGACAAACAGCUGAAAAUCGCAUAAUUAAUGGAACUGGACUCAUACACAUCCAACAAGGAUACCAAGUAAACUGCAAUGAAUAUACAAUCCGAGGAAUUGCAAGAGAGUCAACAAAAAUAGACCUCAUUGCCCCGAGUUUCAAUCUUUCCUUGAAACAUUAA
Molecule: messenger RNA, 555 nt
Organism: Cotesia congregata
Lineage: Eukaryota; Metazoa; Arthropoda; Insecta; Hymenoptera; Braconidae
Source: the annotation of a GenBank genome assembly